AUGACCUUUAAACACAACAAAAUCAUACAAAAAGAACUACUGAGCUACUAUGAAAAAAAAAAUCACUUUUUUUUAAUUUUCUACAGGUGGCUAAAAAAGAAAUCCCACACAAGUGGCCUUCAGUCUCCUGUGUUCGGGGCGGUGAUCGAUAACCUGGAGAUCUCCAUGGUCCCAGCUCUGCUGCUGCUGCCCCUCCUGUUAAGAGUUGCAUCUCUGCACUACCUGCUGGGCAUCACCAUCCUCACAGCUCUGCCGGGCCUGGUGCUGUGGUACUACUACGCCACCCACCGAAAGAAGAGACGCACCCUCUUCUUCCUCACUCUUGCACUGUACUCUUUAGGCUACUUGUACUACCUCUUCAUCACAGAGAUUUUGCCUCGUGGAGACGUCAGCCAGCUGCAGGUGUGCGUGGUUACCGCUGGAAUGAUUCUGACAAUCAUUUCUCUGAUCCGCACUAAGAGGAAUCCAGGAUUUGUGACUGCUUCUCUGUGUGAAGCAAGCAGCCACAAGAAGAACAAUAAGGAGGAGUCCGCAUACCUGGAAAAACGUCUCCAAUCAGCAGCCUCGUGUUCAGUGAACUCCUCAGAACUGCCAAAGAAUGAAGAUGCCCUCUCAACAAAGUGGAGUUUGUGUCCUGUGUGUAAAAUAAUGCGGCCCCCGCGAGCUGGACACUGCAGGACCUGCGGGUCAUGCGUGCUGCGUCUGGACCACCAUUGCAUCUGGAUAAACAGCUGUGUUGGACAAGCGAACCACCGCGGUUUCCUGCUGACCCUCUGUGUGUUUGUGUUGACUGCUGUGUACGGGAUCAGCCUGGUGCUCCGCAGCCUCUGCCCCAGACAGUAUCUGAUGACGGCUCUUUUCUACUGUCCCGGCGUCUACAGUCAAUCCAGCACGGCGCUUUGCUUCACCUGUUGCUGGUACAGCAGCAUCAUCACAGCUGGACUGCUUUACCUGCUGCUGGCCCAGAUCCUGAACAUCAGCUCCAACGUGACGGAGCGGGAGGCUCAGCAGGCUCUCAGGAGCAAGAAGGCUCAGAGAGGCGUUCUAGGGCUCAGGAUCUACACAGGAGAACAUUCACGUGGAUUCUACCAGAACUGGGUCGAGUUCCUCACCAUGGCUGAAGCUGUAGUAGAUAUUCGCUCUAAACUCACUGAUUUGGUCUAGUUUGGCUUUAUUUUUCUUAAUAAGAUGCUUACACGGAUACAAAUGUUCUUAUGGCAUUUCUGCCCAGUGUAUCUAAAAGUGAGUUAUCAAUUCAAAUUAUUUUAAAUGUUGAAAACAAGGGCGUACUGAUGCAUGCUUUUGAGACAAGACUGCAGAUUGCACAAUACAAUUCAAAAUGUGGAUCAAAAGCCAUAAUUUGUGAUUUUUAAACAAAUAAAAAGGCUAAUAAAAUCUGGAGUGAGCCCUG
Messenger RNA from Oryzias melastigma (Indian medaka), 1411 nucleotides. Its product is annotated as palmitoyltransferase ZDHHC23. The record is from RefSeq and is a predicted model, not a curated record. Lineage: Eukaryota; Metazoa; Chordata; Actinopteri; Beloniformes; Adrianichthyidae. The coding region runs from base 1 to 1164 and encodes 387 amino acids. Gene Ontology annotation, biological process: protein targeting to membrane; peptidyl-L-cysteine S-palmitoylation. Gene Ontology annotation, molecular function: protein-cysteine S-palmitoyltransferase activity. Gene Ontology annotation, cellular component: endoplasmic reticulum; Golgi apparatus. The transcript is spliced from 4 exons.